Patella vulgata (common limpet) is the source of this 1357-nucleotide messenger RNA. RefSeq names its product enoyl-[acyl-carrier-protein] reductase, mitochondrial-like. The transcript has a single exon. The record is from RefSeq and is a predicted model, not a curated record. NCBI's taxonomy places the organism in Eukaryota, Metazoa, Mollusca, Gastropoda, Patellidae. Gene Ontology annotation, biological process: fatty acid metabolic process. Gene Ontology annotation, cellular component: mitochondrion. The coding region runs from base 14 to 1201 and encodes 395 amino acids. Gene Ontology annotation, molecular function: trans-2-enoyl-CoA reductase (NADPH) activity.
UCCUAAAUUAAACAUGGCAGCCCCCAUGUGCAAGCAAAUGUCAAACCGAUUGUUAACUAUUUUUGGCUUCAAAACCAUAAACAGGCUAACUUAUAUAAAAGCAAGACACAAUGAAAAGUCCAGGAAAUUUUCUUCCACGAGGGGUCAUAACUAUAAUGAAUCCUACCAAGUUAUUAUUAAUGAAUUUGGGAACCCAAACAAUGUUUUAGAAGGAGUUUCUGUUCAAUUGCCAUCUAAAAUAGGGCCAAAUCAGAUGUUAGUGAAAGUUUUAAUGUCACCAAUUAAUCCAUCAGAUAUCAAUAUGAUUGAGGGAACAUACCACAUACGUCCAGCUUUACCAUGUGUAGGUGGUAAUGAGGGUGUUGGAGAAAUUAUUGAAGUUGGGCCCUCAGUUGAGAGAUUUCAUCCCGGUGAUUGGGUAAUCUCCUCAAUUGCAGCACGAAGUUCAGAUUCCUUGGCUGCAGGUCUUUGGAGACAGUUUUUGAUACCAGAACCAUCUAAUGUUAUCAAAGUACCUAAUGAUAUGCCAGUCAUUGGGGCUGCAACUUUAGCAGUUAAUCCUUGCACAGCAUAUAGAAUGAUAUGUGACUUUGCAAAACUUAAACCUGGAGACAUUUUAAUUCAAAAUGGAGCCAACAGUGCAGUUGGACAGUGUGUAAUUCAGCUGGCUAAACACUGGGGAAUUAAAACAAUAAAUAUCAUAAGAGAUAGGCCACAAAAAGAUGAACUUGUGAACUUUUUACAUGAUUUAGGGGGUGAUAUAGUUUUAACUGAGAAUGAGAGGAAACAAGGGGGCCUAAAAGAAAUAAUUAAAACUAUACCAGAAAGACCAAAGCUUGCAUUAAACUGCGUGGGAGGUGAUAGCUCGGCUCAUCUUGUAGCAAGUUUAGGGAAGGAUGGUGUUAUUGUAACUUACGGUGGGAUGUCGAGAAGACCUGUUAUGAUACCAACAGGACCCACUAUCUUUAAUAGAAUUAAAGCCUAUGGCUACUGGAAUACAGAUUGGAUGAAAGAAAAUUUGCAUAGCCCAAUAAAAAUAAAUAUGUUCCAAGAACUAUGUGAAUUUAUUGCCAAAGGCAUAUUAAAACCCCCAGAGGCCGAUUUGUUUCACAUCAAAGAUUUUAAAACUGCAGUUUCAGAAUCAAUGGAAGGUUUUAAAGGAAAAAAGAAAAUAUUAGUUAUGGAUAAUAGUAUGCUGUGAAAACAACAUUUAGCGAUUCUAUUUUGAGUGUGAUCUGAGAUGUGAAAUGUUAGACUAUUCCUGAGAAAUCUAUUUUAAUUAUUAGUUGGGAAAUAGUGUUUAAAUGAGGUUUCAAAAUCAUGUCAGUUGUAUUUGAAUAAAACAUAACAAGAUUAA